Messenger RNA from Didymosphaeria variabile, 522 nucleotides. RefSeq names its product Signal peptidase complex catalytic subunit (gene SEC11). Gene Ontology annotation, molecular function: serine-type endopeptidase activity. The coding region runs from base 1 to 522 and encodes 173 amino acids. Gene Ontology annotation, cellular component: signal peptidase complex; membrane. The record is from RefSeq and is a predicted model, not a curated record. NCBI's taxonomy places the organism in Eukaryota, Fungi, Ascomycota, Dothideomycetes, Pleosporales, Didymosphaeriaceae. The transcript has 2 exons.
AUGAUGGGCAUUGCGAACAUGCAGCCACGGCAGCUGGCCACACAGCUCCUCAAUUUCGCGCUCGUUCUCUCUACCGCUUUCAUGCUGUGGAAAGGAAUCUCCGUUGUCUCAGACUCGCCGUCACCCAUUGUCGUUGUGCUGUCAGGAUCCAUGGAGCCCGCCUUCCAAAGAGGAGAUUUGUUGUUUUUGUGGAAUCGAGGGAUGGACACACAAUUGGGAGAGGUUGUCGUGUAUAACGUGAAGGGGAAGGACAUUCCGAUUGUGCAUCGUGUGGUGCGGAGAUUUGGUGGAGGGAAAUCGCCGCUCCGGCUCCUCACAAAAGGCGACAACAACCUCGCGGACGACACCGAGCUCUAUGCUGCGGGCCAAACCCAUCUAAACCGCAAGGAGGACGUCAUCGGUAGUGUCGUUGGGUUUAUUCCCUUUGUCGGCUACGUCACGAUUCUGCUGAGUGAAUACCCGUGGCUAAAACAAGCCAUGUUGGGCAUAAUGGGGUUGAUGGUGGUAUUGCAGCGCGAGUAG